Molecule: messenger RNA, 729 nt
Organism: Oppiella nova
Lineage: Eukaryota; Metazoa; Arthropoda; Arachnida; Sarcoptiformes; Oppiidae
Source: the annotation of a GenBank genome assembly
GUGUUGAUAACUGGCGGGGGUUCGGGUAUCGGUGCCGCCACUGCCGUAGAGUUUGCCAGAUCUGGCGCUCAGGUAGUUAUCGGUGACAUCAAUGCUAAUGGACUGACACAAGUGGCCAAACAGUGUCUGAAUGUAUCUCCGAAUGCAUUGAAAGCAUUGGAAGUGUUGGUAGACGUUACCAAAGAGGAAGACCUACAGAGACUGGUGGACACCACUAUCACCACAUGUGGACAGUUAGAUAUUCUGGUCAAUAACGCCGGCGUCACAAAGAAUAGUAAUAUAAACGAUCCGGAUUAUAUGUCUGUAUAUAAACGCAUUUUGAGCACAAACUUGGAUUCAACCGUUCAUUUGACUCAUUUAUGUAUCAAGUAUUUGGAGAUAACUAAAGGAGUUAUUGUCAACACAUCCAGUGUUACGGCAUAUCAAGCGGCGGCGAUAAAUAUGUUCACCAAAUGUAUGGCCGCAGAGUUAGGACGCAAAGGCAUUCGUGUUAAUAGUGUUAAUCCGGGUUUUAUAAAAAGUAAAAUACACUCCGGAAGUGGUUUUUCAGAGGAUGUUAUUCAACAGAUAUCCCAAACAUUCGCUAAUAAAUAUCCGGUCGGCCGAGUGGGCGAGGGCUUAGAUGUGGCCAAUACUAUUAUAUACCUGGCCAGUGACCAGGCAUCAUUUAUAACGGGUGCUAGUGUAUUGGUUGACGGCGGACACAUUGCCGGCUCAGUUACCUUUUAA